AUGGACCUCGUCGCGCUCAUCGUCGAGGACGCCGGCGACCAGGCGGGGAAAGGGAAGGCGCGCGCGGGUCCUGUCCACACGAUUGUCGAGCUAUGGCGUAUGUCUGGCAGCAAGGUGUGGGAGGUCAACAUCACGGGACGCGUGUUGGGCUUAGCCUGGAGCCGAGACGGUGAGCUGUCCAGCCUCGAGCCAUGGCCCGAUCACGAGCUCAGCGGAAUGAACAAAAGCACAGUCCAGCACCUUUCUGUCCACACUGGCAAGGUGACGAAAGCUGUGCUUGUCCCGCCGAAGGUCAUCAAGCAAGUGUCGCGGGCUGACUGGGCUUCCGCCGCCGAUCGAUCAGCUCGGCCAGAGUGGUGGCCACUGGAGUGGGUGGACGGAGGAACGGACUGGGAAAAGCCUUUGGUGAGCUGUUUCAUUGUCGCGACCUGCCAUGUGCGUCGUCUGCUGCGAGCAGAAGCUGAUGAUAGUAUCAACCCCUUCGCUCCCCCGCCGCCGACAGCAAAGGACCUUGGACCGCACAAGAAGGUCGAGACGUUCCCGUCACUUCUGCCAUCGAAUCCACGUGCUCCGCCAGACGUCCUGACGCUCUUGCCGCCCGCACGAGAAACAGGCAGAGAAGGAAGCAGAUUGCUGACGGGUACUUUCCGCCUGCCGGAGGGCACACCUUCUCCAACACCCCCUUCUGUGCUUGGCCUGUCAGAGAGGUCAGAUCGGCUUGCAAGCCUCAUCAACAUCCUCUUCCGCGGCAUCGAGUCAAUCGAGGCGGCGCUCCGUGAUGGCGACAAGCAGACCAUGAUCUGGCGCGAGGAGCUCGAGACGUGUGGCCAGCAACAGGGAAGGUCAGUUGAUGGGUUCGUCAUGGAAUUAACGCCAGACCGUUUCGAAAUGGGAGACAACAUCGUCCCGGCCCUCGAGCGGAUUAUUCUCAUCCUCGACGAGCUGCUGAGCUGGGCUGGGGAGGAAGCGGAAAGUGACCUGAGCAUCGAUAGCGAGGCGACACAGCGAGCCAUCGACAUCGCGAAGGCGUUUGCGCUCCUGUCCGAGCAUCUACGACAGGAGGCGGAGCUGGAGGAAGCCGCUAGCGCAGAGUGGUGCAAGUGGCUCCGCUUCGAAAUGACGCGCAUCACUGCUAGCGCCGACGACGCUCUGCCCAUUCCGACACACGAUGUCAAGCUCGUCUGGUCGUUUAUGAAGAACGGCUUUUUGCACCCUCGAUUCGCAGUUAACUUUCCGCGUGACCCGGACGCAGCGGAGGAUGUGCUUCCGUCGAGCAUCCCACCGAAGGCGCCGGCGAUGUCGUCCGCGUUGGACGCUGUGCUGCGGCAGACGUUGAGCAGGCUCGGCGCGACACCGGCACCCGAAGGUCUGUCUUCGCCGCCGCCGUUCGGUGACCAGUCGCUGGACUCGGCCGCCGCAUCGCCGCUCCCCGUGUCCCCAGGUCUCGUGCCUUCCUCGCCGGACACCGCUGGCGGUGACGCCGAGCUGACGGAGGACAAACCAAUUGAGCGGUAUCCCGAGGUUGAGCCGCUGACGUGGGCAAACACUCUGCUCGUGUUAUGCAGUGACAUUGUGACUGCUGUCAAGCCCCGUCAUCCGCAAGAAGACGCAGCAAACGAUGAGCUGCUCCGCGCGCUUCCCCAGGAGACGCUGCUUUCCGAGCGCACAAUCGACGGUGUGCGGUGGCUCGUGUUCAUGCAGUCAGGCUCGACAGCCUCCGACGCAGAAGGCGCGCUCCGCGGUGUGCGCCUUUGCGUUCCUGAGGGCGACAUCGUGCAGGCGGGAUUCUUCGACGAUGAGGAGCUCGCGGUGGUCUUCCAGCUUCGCGGCGAACGCUAUCUAGCGACGACCACGGUCGAGGCGCUGAGCGAGCAGCUGGUCGAUCUGCCAACGGUCAAGGAGAAUUUGGGCUCUUUGGACCUCAACCCGCAGGAGCUUGCGGUUGCGCGCUGCCGUGUUAUCGGCCCUGCCCGGUCAUCGACCGACUCGUGGCUGCUUGCGCUGAACGGACGCAAGGGACGAAGAACCUGCUGCGUUCUGACCAAGGGCGGGACGGAGGUCGAGGUGCUCGAUAUGGACAUGAACGAGGAUGACGAGGAAGAGGAGGCAGAAGAAGUCGAAGCGGACGUCGACAUGGAGUAA
Trichosporon asahii var. asahii CBS 2479 is the source of this 2142-nucleotide messenger RNA. RefSeq lists its product as uncharacterized. Gene Ontology annotation, biological process: protein K11-linked ubiquitination; positive regulation of mitotic metaphase/anaphase transition; anaphase-promoting complex-dependent catabolic process. The transcript is spliced from 8 exons. The record is from RefSeq and is a predicted model, not a curated record. Bases 1 to 2142 code for a protein of 713 amino acids. Lineage: Eukaryota; Fungi; Basidiomycota; Tremellomycetes; Trichosporonales; Trichosporonaceae. Gene Ontology annotation, cellular component: nuclear periphery; anaphase-promoting complex.